AUCGCACUUCAAAUAUAGAAGGUGCAAGAGAAAGAAGAAACCUACCCUAACCUAGAGGAUUAAAUGACAACUGGUCAAGUUUCCUUACACAAUCUUACAGUAAAUGAAGAGUAAGCAACAAGCAGUAUACAACAUGUGUACAAUUAAUAUAAAUAGGAUUAAUUAAUAUAAAUAGGAUGCGAUAAAAAUUGUAAAUCUGUUCACAUAAUAAAAAUCGUACGUUAGAUUAUAAAGAGGAGUGAAUACUAAAUCGCAAGCAAAAUGAGGGCUAUAUUGAUAUUCGAUAAUUUAAAUGAUGUGCUGUUUGUAAAAUGUGAUAAAAAAUUUGCGAGUCACAUCCUAAAGCUGGCGAAGACGCAAGGGUUGCUGGAUGAUAAGGAUACUUCAAACUUGGAAAAUUCUAUACCCAGUCCAAACAUCAUAAUGCAGUUGUUUUCACCUAUUGUCACCUCUCAGCAUUUGAUGGCGUCACAGUUUGGAAACUCCUAUACUUCCAUGAAGUUCCAAGAUGGAACCAACAUGGUUUUUGAUGAGUAUAUUGGCUACACUUUCAUGUAUAUUGCUGCAAAAGAGAUAGAUCUCAUGAGACGCACUAUCGGGGUAGGCGUAUCCAUUGUACGACACGUUUGUGGUCCAGAUGUUGCAAUAUUGAAGACUAACUGGCAGAAAGCUUGUUUGGUAUCUUCUUUAUUAGAUGCAUGGUCUGAUCUAAGAAACUACGAACAGAGCAUGCUGAUUGAGGCAAUAGAACAGUUGUCUGUGAAUACUGAAGUGGCUUCCUCAGUCCUCAAAGUACUGCACGACGCCUGCGACAAGUUGAAAAGUUCACAGGCUGAAUUUAGCAACCUGCACAUGUUGAUCCUUGUGGGCUCCAAGUUCCUAUCUUUAUACUCCAGCAAGAACGCCCAUGAUUUGUGCGCAUCAGAUAUCUUGUUAAUGAUAUUAUUAUGCUCGGUGAUAAAUAAGAAGCGGAAACGUGACUCGGAAAAUAAUGAUGAGAGUAAUGACAAUGACAUCUUGUUACCGGACAAUAGUGCUUCCAAAAGCGAUGAAGUAAAAAUAAACUUCGGAGCUAAGCUGGCCACUCCUACUUCAGAGGACAUUACAGAUCUCUUUAAAGGCUCCAGAGAAUCUUCCGUAAAUGAAAAUCUUUCAUCUUUGACCGAUGAAGACCUGUACAGCCAAUUGCUUCUUCUUGGUUGCCAGCACAACUACACAGCCAACACAGUUCAUAUCUUUGAAUUAUCGGACUCUAUCAAUUUAAUAACGAUCGUCGAAGCGACAAAUCUUUCUACUUCUUCCGGAUUAUGUGAUAGUUUUCAUUACUUAGAUGUAAUAAACAAUCUACAAUUUCAAAGAGCCUUCGACGAGCUAAAGCCAGCUUUCGAAAAUCUUGACGGAGCGAUCAAGAAGGUGUUGGAGGGAAUUAGAAAAAAUCGUUCGAAUGUUGGUAAUGAUGUCGAUAUGUGUCAAAAGAGAUUGCAGACCAAGUGGGACUUCGUUCGAAAAAAAUACAACGACCUUCUACGUUCACGCGAUCCAGAAGUGAUCUUGCAAAUCGAGGCAAAUACAACCGGCUUUGUGGAAACCUUGAAAGAGCUGUUACGUUUGACUUGUUUUGAUAGAAACUUUCUGAAGCAAGGAAUUGAUGUUUUGACGACAGUCGGUAGACUUGUGAGACAAAAGCUGAAUGAUUUCAGUGACUUUCUGAAAGUUAAAGCUCUGAAGAACUUCACAUUAGGAUCAUAUCUCGAAGAAUUUCCAGGUCUGGUGCAUUUUAUUUACAUUGAUAGAACAACUCACAGACUUGUAGCACCCACAUUGGAUUUUACAAGCAGGGAAACGCUCGCCUUAACAAUGAAAAAGAUCUGGAAUAUGGUCCAGGAAAGCAGAAUGCACUUGCAAGAGGGUCAUUUAUCAGUUAUGUGGAAGGACACUACAUUCAAUUAUUCUUAUUUCCUGUGGUUCGAGGACAACUCUGGAUGGUCGCCACCGAAAUGUAAAAUCUAUCUCAACCAUGUGAUGAAAAAUUUUCCAGUACCCGGUAUACUUUGUGGAGAUUAUUACAGAAAGCUUACUGAGACGUGUUUUCCCAAAUUCUCACCAAAUAAAGUACGAAUCUAUGAACUGUACUGUGUACAUUUGGGAUUGACUACGUCGACCUGCGUAUUGGAGCAUUCCCGGAGAUUAGCAGCCACUAUAUGGGAAGUCACUGGAAUACCAAAUAAUUUCGUGGAUAUAUUCUAAAAUUUUCUUUUCAAUUCUUCUAUAUACAAUGACCUGCAUUCCAUGAUUUUUUUAAAAGCAAAUUUUAAAUCUUUAUACUUAAAAGAAACUACGCGGAAUAUGAAAAAUUGCAUUCACUUCCAUUUCUUUUUCUGAAAUUUUCUCUUGUAUUAGUAUACUCGACUUUGAGAUCUUCUGGGAGUUUGCAUCAUUAUAUUAAGAUACGUUCGAAAAUACGUGCAAUUUCUCAAGUAAAAGUUAUUUAAUCAUAUUUCUUGAACUUUGAUUCUAGAUUUUUAUAUUUAUAGUUUUUUUAAUUUUUAAAGAUUUCUUUCGUAUUCGAGUUUCUGUGAUAGAUUCUUAAACUUCUAGGAAUAUGCAGGAUUUUUGCACUAUUACUUCUAAAUAUUAAUUGAAAUAGCAAAAUAAUUUUCUCCAAAUUUUCGGGAGAUAAUAAUAUGUCAUAAAUUAAUGAAGUUGUAAUUUAUAGUAUGCAUAAUAUUUUAUUUAAUUUUACUUUAAAGUUCUCUAUUGUUGAUUAGAUAUGUACCAAAGGAUUGAUUAGGAUAUUAAUUAGACUAUUUAUUAAGCUCUUUUAAUUGUUUUAUUUAUUACAACAUAAGAUAAAGUAAAAUAUUUUGCGCUUUUUAUUUACAAGUGUUUUUAAUUAUCAGUAAAUAUUAAUUAAAAGUAUAUAUGUCAUUUUAUAGCAAAACGUUCAUGUUGAACAAGAAUUCAAUGGCACAAUAAACAAUAUAAAUUAAAUGACAAGCAUGAGAAAUAAAAAAAAACAAAAC
Molecule: messenger RNA, 3023 nt
Organism: Ooceraea biroi (clonal raider ant)
Lineage: Eukaryota; Metazoa; Arthropoda; Insecta; Hymenoptera; Formicidae
Gene: HPS1
Product: Hermansky-Pudlak syndrome 1 protein
Biological process (GO): vesicle-mediated transport
Cellular component (GO): BLOC-3 complex
Molecular function (GO): guanyl-nucleotide exchange factor activity
Source: RefSeq, a predicted model, not a curated record